CUGAUUGCCGCCGAUCUUACAUUCAAGAGUCAUAUGUGCAACUACAUUCUACGCGAGCAGAAUGUACCCAUUUUCUACGUUUAUGGAGCGUUUGACAUGGGCCUUCACCUUUCCACAACUUCUCAAUGUUGGUAUGACUUCCUAGACACGCGCUCGCCUUGCUCUGAUGAGUCUCGUCGCCACACCUUCACUUUUUCAGCUUUUCUUAAUAUUGAACGAGACUGCUUUUGGAUUGAUGUUAGCGGUGAAAUUUUUUCGAUGGUCUUUGGGAUCCGCGAACCCCCUGGGCUUAGCAAAUGCAUGGCUGGCGCGCUCGCUUGGAGCGUGAACCGACGUCGGAAUGGCUCCCAAAGGGACAGUAUCCUUAAGGGCAAUUUCUGGCUUAUUGGCUGUGGGAGGCUUCCUUCACUUGACGCCAGUUUUUCCCCUAUUUGGGCAGUGUGUUGGAUCAGUGUCAACAAUCGGUUUUCUAGCCAAGUAUGUUCAUUUUUUCGGCUCAUUGGCCGGGACAAUAUCUAUAACUAUUGAAGCCUUCAUUCUCGUUCCCCAUUAUACAGUUCUCGUCCUGAUAGACCAAAGGGGUUAGGAGGGGCAAGUUGUCAAACUUUCCUUCCUACAUUGACCGAAUUCUCAUUUCCAUAAUUCGCAUUAGGGUUUGAGCACUAUGCUUAUCACUAUCACACGA
Molecule: messenger RNA, 685 nt
Organism: Cantharellus anzutake
Lineage: Eukaryota; Fungi; Basidiomycota; Agaricomycetes; Cantharellales; Hydnaceae
Exons: 11
Coding region: 34-528 (164 amino acids)
Source: RefSeq, a predicted model, not a curated record